AUGAAUAUAAUUCGCAAAUUCAGUGUUUCGACGGCGGCGAGAAACACUUCCACCUCUGUGAUAGCUGAGAAACGGAUCAAGAAUCGCUACGAUCGAUUUCUGAAACUGACCAGCGAGAAAGUCGGUUUGCAAGUGCCAAAGGGCAACCAUGAGAGUGUCAUAGCGAUAUAUUUCCUUGACAUCUUGGAUCGGCGAGGGUUCCGUCGCGAGACAGAUAAAGUUAGGUGGACAGAUAAGCUCAGGUUGGGAGAGAAACUUCCAGAACCACCAGCGCAAUACACACCGGAAUCCAUUAACAAGUAUGUGACAUCAGUGUCAGAACUGGAUUUCCGGCGAUACCGCGACCUUUUGCCACAUAUCACUCGGAUCUACAACCUAGUGUCAAACUCGCCGGAUCUGACACGGCUUUCUUUCAAGCGAAUUAUCCAGUAUUUUGCCAAAACAUACAUGACGCUUGAAUGUUUUGAGGUGAGAGACAAAAUGAUCAAGAUGGGCCACCAGCCCGACACAGAGGUGAUCAACUUGCUUCUGGAGACAACGCUACAAAAACAUCAUCCCAACAGAAUUGCAAAUGUGCUGGAAAACUUGCAAAUAAUGGACAAAUACCAUCUUCUGCCGAACGAAACAACGUUCCAUGUCAUGUUUCGGGGACUCAGAGACUUGGAUCUCAAAAAAGCGAUAUACAGAAAAAUGGAGACGCUAAAGAUAGAUAUGCGACCGGUGCAAGACGAGGUGUUUGAGUAUCUGUCGCUGGACAAUAGAGAUCUGAGUGAAAUUCGGACGGCGAUGCAGGACCACGGAGUUCGGACAACUAGCGUUGCAGUGACCACCAAGGCGGUCAAGGAGCUGCUGGCCAGGGGCAAAGCCAACGAGGCUUGGCAGUUGACGUUAGAUACCGCGCAAGCAAACGAAAAAUCAAGUCCUAGUUUUCGCGUUGUCCGCAACUUUCUCUGGCAUUUUGUUUUAACGGGUGAAAUCUACUUUGCUAUUGCCCUAACGAAUUUUCUCAAGAAAAAAUUUCCCGAUUACGAGGACCUGGAGAACUGGAAGAUACUGGUCCACGGCAUGGUGUAUGUGAACCAGUCCGAGCACUGGGACCUACUGGCGAAAAAGCUGUACCAGCUGAACUAUAAGGCCGCCAGGUACAGCAAGCGAAGUAUCUAUUUUGAUGCCGAAGAAAUUGCCAAAAUUAACGCCGCGUCCGCCAACCCAAGAUUCGACAUUCGCGAGCCGUUUGCCAAUAACAUUCAGCAGCUCGUUAUGGACGAGAUUUUUCGGCGAUUAAUCUGGCAGGAUAACCCGGAGUUCGACUUGGAAAACAACGAUCCGAAUUUCAGAGAGGCUGCAAGGCUGUUAAUACAAUAG
Ogataea angusta is the source of this 1365-nucleotide messenger RNA. RefSeq lists its product as uncharacterized. Gene Ontology annotation, molecular function: protein binding. The transcript has a single exon. Lineage: Eukaryota; Fungi; Ascomycota; Pichiomycetes; Pichiales; Pichiaceae. The coding region runs from base 1 to 1365 and encodes 454 amino acids. The record is from RefSeq and is a predicted model, not a curated record.